CCAUAUCAUACCGCCCCAGCUAAAUUGCUAUGGAUACAGUUGGAAGAAGUGACGCUUGUCAUGAAUGUAAUGACGCAUAUUUGAUUUCCAAUACCCUAACAUGAGAUAGCAAAGAUGGAUUCUAAGCUGAACUGCGAUCCCCUUGGUUUCAGGGACAAGAUGGAAUCUAAGCAGGACUGUGAUCCAGUUGGUUUUAGGGACCUAGUGUUAGGUGAGACUGAGUCCCUUCCAGAUCAAGAAUCAAACACAGUGAGGAUAUUCCUUAGUUCAACUUUCACAGACAUGAAGGAGGAAAGGAAUAAGUUAAUCAGGGAGGUGUUUCCAGAGCUUGGUAGAUACUGCCAUGAAAAGAUGCUUGAGUUUGAAGUGGUUGAUAUGAGAUGGGGUGUACGAGAUAGUGCCACAGCAGAUCACCUGACAUCAUUCCUGUGCCUUAAUGAAAUUGACAGGUGUAAACGUAUGUCUCAGGGACCUUACUUCGUGGGUAUCUUGGGUGAUAAGUAUGGCUACCGGCCACUCAAUGCCACCAUUUCGUCAGGCAUGUUUGAAAAGCUCAUGGAUACUGUCUCAAAAGAUGACAGCAUCUCGGCAGAAGAUGUAGAUCUCAUACGGAAGUGGUAUGUAGAAGACACCAAUGCUAUUCCACCUGUCUACGUACUGCAGCCUAUCACUGUCCACCUUCCUGACUACUAUGAUUCUAGUGAUUCACAGAAGCAGAGUGAGACAAGACAGAAGUGGUGGGUGGUCUUUGAUAAGAUGAGGAAGGUGUUUGAUUUGGCUGCCACCUUGGCUAGACAAGAAGGUGUCUUCACUGAGGAGGAAAUGCAUGAACUUGUUAUGUCUGUGACUGAAGAGGAAAUUCGUCAUGGAUUGAAAGACAAUACCAAUGUUGAAGAUACUUGUAUCUUCUUCACCAGAGACUUCAAAGAUAUGGAACCAUCUUAUAAGCAGAAAGAUGCUUUGUCUAAGUUUACUGACAUUCAAACUGAUGAUGACAAUCAAACUCUAGAGUUUGUUGAGCAGUCGCAGACGUUACUCACAAGGCUGAAGAAAGAAUACAUUCCCGGUGUGGUACCAUCCCAAGCACUUCAUACCUUCACUGUACCAUGGUGUGAUAAAGGAAUUGACCCAAUUGGUUGCCCAGGGCAUGCAGAAUACCUUGAGCAGAUGUGUGAGAUCUUUGAACACAGAAUGAAGGCCAUGAUAGACAAGAAGUGGGAAGCUCAAAGGUCAAAGGUUGUGAAUCCAGUCAAAAGUCAGCUCCAGAGAGAACUGCUACAUCAUGCAUUCUUUUGUAAAACAAAAUGCAGUGCCUUUCAAGGAAGGGAAGAUAUCCUAUCAUCCAUCAGGUCCUACCUCUCUUCAAACAUGUCCAAGCCCCUAGUUGUCCAUGGUAUAUCGGGAUCUGGGAAGACAUCGGUCAUGGCUAUGGUUGCAAGGCACUCAAGAGAAUGGAUUGAAGGAUGUGUGACUGUACUCAGGUUUCUAGGGACAUCAGCCAACAGCUCUACCAUCCAUGCCACAUUGCAGAGCAUGUGUAAACAGAUUUGCUAUGCUUAUGGUGCACCACCGCUCCUAUCCAACCACUCAAGAGAUUUCUCAGAACUGGUUCAGCUCUUCAAUAAGUUGAUUGAAAUGCUUCCAACCAAAGAUAAACCACUCCUGCUGCUGUUUGACAGUAUUGACCAGCUCAGUUCCAAUAACAACGCCCAUAAGAUGAACUGGCUUCUAAAAACACUCCCAGAACAUGUCCAUGUUGUUGUGUCUAUGCUGCCUCAUGAACACAACAUUCUGGACAACAUCAAGAAGACCCUGACAGAUCCUAGGUGCUAUAUUUGCAUGGAAGUUGUUGGUGAAGAGAAUGGAAUUGCCAUCAUGAAUGGCUGGUUGAAAGAAAGAAAACGGAGGUUAAAUGAUCAACAAGUAAAAGUGGUAACUGAUGCUUUCAGUAAGAGCCCUCAGCCACUCUUUCUUAAGCUACUGUUUGAGGAGUUCGUAACAUGGCCAUCGUACAAGUCAGUAGAAGAUGUUAAACUUCCUACCACUGUAGUGGAUGCUAUCAAUGUGAUGUUUCAGGAUCUUGAAGAUCGUCAUGGGCUUAUCUUUGUAGCUCAUGCACUGGGUUACCUCACUGCAGGAAAGAGUGGUCUAACUGAAGCAGAGAUAGAGGAUGUCCUAUCUUGUGAUGAUAAAGUUCUCAAUGAUGUCUAUCAGUACUGGGAUCCUCCAGUGGAAGGGGUUGUUCGUAUUCCGCCUUCAGUCUGGAAGAGGUUGCAUCAAGACAUCGGGGAAUUCAUUACAGAACGACAGGCUGGUGGAAAAACAGUGAUUGCUUGGUAUCAUAGACAGUUCAUUGAAACUGCAGAAAGGCGUUACCUUGGUGACCCACAGUCCAAAAUGGACAGACACAAAGUUCUUGCAGAUAUGUUUCUUGGAGAAUACAGCAGAGGGAAAAUCAGGCCAAUUCGACUUGAGAGGCGCAAAAAGGAUUUCCCAAAUGCAGACCGUCUUGUCUCACCUCAACCCCUUAUGUUUGGGGAGAAUGUCUUCAAUCUCAGAAAACUGCAUGAGCUACCUUUCCAUCUGAUGCAGUGUGAAAUGGUGAAUGGGAUCCCUGAGGGUAUGGUGCAGCAUAUCAUGUACAACUUUGAGUGGAUUCUGACCAAGAUAAGAGCGUUUAGCUUUCUAGAACUUGUGAAUGAUUUCUCCACAUUCGAUGAAGAAAGUGGCAUUCUUCUUGAGGCCUUGUACUUGUCUGGUAGUAAUCUGAAAGAAGACCCUUUCUGUUUAGCAGGCCAGCUUCUUGGGAGGAUGUAUGACCUGAUGGACAAGUACCCCAAUAUAAAAAAAUUACUUGAAGGAGCUAAGUCCUGGGUAAGGACUACCCAGCAUCCUUUAAUCAUUCCUAGAGGAGCAUGUCUGAUCCCUCCUGGAGGACAGUUGAAGACAUCUUUGGCAGGUCACCCAUCAAGAGUAGAGGCUAUUGCUUGCACUGGCAAAGGAGAUGUAAUAGUAACAGCGUGCAAAGAUGCCAAUGACUAUCCCAUGGCUAAUGUUUGGGAUGAAGAAAAUGCAGAGCUCAUACAUACUCUGCAAAUCAGGGCAGGAAGCAAGGCAUCUGGAGCAUUAUCCCUUACCAUCAGUCGUGAUGAUAGAUUUGUUAUCUUUGGUUGUCAGCUGUUGGGAAUGUUUGAACUCACAAGCGGUGAGUGCAUGUGGAAACUUGAGACUGGUGAUAACCAUGCUGUCAGUUCUCUUCAGAUCAAUGAAACUGGUUCACUGGCCAUUGGUGGAUCAGACAAAGGGUCAAAUGUCUAUAUCUGGGACCUCAAUAAUGGACAGCUCUUGACUAAGCUUGAACACCCUAAAACUGCCAACUUUUCCUUCUUUGAAAGUGAUGAUGAAGUACUGACCGGUUGCCAGGAUGGUUUCUUCAGACAUUGGUCCAUCACCUCUAAAGAGUGUCUUCAUUCAUUCCAAGCUCAUAAGAACAAUGACAUGAAAGUGGUUGCCCAUGCAAGGUCUGUGCAGACUCUUGCUUCUGGUGAUAGCAAUGGAUCCAUCAAGCUCUCUAGAUAUGCAUGCAAACCAAGUGGCCCUGAUAUGGUCCUGGAAGGUCACAGGAAAGCUGUUACUUGUCUCUUAGUGUUAUCAGAUGAUUUACUUGCUUCUGGGUCAGCUGAUUUUACUGUUCGUGUCUGGAAUAUGACUGAGGGCUCAGCUUUGUUGAAAUGUCAAGGUCAUGAUGGUAUGGUUACUUGCCUUUGGCACUGGCCAGCAGACCCCAAGGAAACAGGGUCCAAGUCUAUCUUAGUAUCAUGUUCUAAAGAUGACUUUCUGAAGGUUUGGGACCUGGCGCCAAAGGAUGAUAAGUGUCCUCUCAUCACUACACUGGAAGGACAUUCUUCAUGGAUCUCAGAUGUUACUGGAACAAAGAUGAGAGUGCUUUACUCUGCAUCGAAUGAUAAAAGCGCUAAGAUGUGGGUCUAUACCAAGGAAACGAUGAUUAAGAGGGAGAGACACAGUGGACAUGCAGUUGUUGUCAAGUUUACUCCGGAUGACUCCACAGUUAUAACCAGUGGACAAGAGGGAUCCGUUAAGUUCUCUAGUUUCUAUGACUGCCAUGUGACCCGUCGUGAAGCAGGAUUUACCUCCAAGCUGAUCUUCAGCAGAGACGGCAAGAAUUUGAUUGGUGGAUUUAAAGAGGAGGGCAGGCUUCGUGUUUGGAAAUUAGACCAAUCAACAGAGGAAGGUGGAGAUGUGUUUGAUCUUGAAGGUCAUGAGAAAGGCAUCCUAUGGUUGGCAGUUGGACAAGAUAAUGAGGUUGUCUCUGCAUCGCAGGAUAAGAUGAUAAAGGUCUGGGAUUUGGAUACCAAGUCAUGCAGACUUACUUUGAAAGAACAUGAAGCUCCAGUAGGACAUGUAAAGACAGUGACACGAGAGAAAGAUAGUUUCAUAAUAUCAACAGAUGCCAAAGGAGUCCUCAAGUUCUGGAAAUAUGACACAGGAGAAUGUCUUCUAUCUGCCAAAGAGCACAAUGCAUCUAUACGAUGUCUUGCUGUCUCUAGUGAUGGUCGGUAUGCAGUGACGGGUGCCAAUGACAAGCAGAUGAUCCUUUGGUCAUUGUCUCCAAACUCCUUUGGUCAAGUGGUCAAGCGUAUGGCAGUUCAUGUGUCAGAGGUGAUCUGUUGUGCAUUUACUCACGACAGUUCUAAGAUUGUCUGGGGAACCCAUGCUGGUGUGGAGCAGCUUCAUGUCUGGGAUUUUUUGGCUGAUGAUGACCAACUGCUGGUUGGUCACAACCAUGCCAUCAUGGAUAUGUGUAUAUCAUCAGAUGACCAGUAUUUGGUGACUGCAUCCCGUGAUUGUACCUUGAAAGCUUGGCAUCUUCCUACCAUGGAGAUGUUGGCAUCGUUUGAUUGCAAAUCUCAGAUCAAGAAUAUAGACCUUGUCUAUGGCAGUGAGGACCGUUAUCGAUUGGCAGCAGAGAAUAAAUCUGGAACGGUUCUCAUUCUUGAUAUGCUACUAGAGAAAGCAGAUAGAUCUGACAUCAGCUUUGAUCACCAUACCCAGCUCAAUGAGACACACCACAUACUAACCUCAAGUGACCAGAACAAUGGAAAGCACCAGUCAUCACAUACAAACCAGCAAGACAGUGGAUCAGAUAGUGCAUCUUCUAAGAAGUCCAGCAGUAACUCAGGAGGGAAGAAGAGUAGAUCAGCCAUUUGUAUGCUCUACUGAAAACAUUUGAUCCAGUUAUUACAUCAAUGCUCUGAGUCUGACAGUACAGCUUAAGCAAAGUUUAGCAGUUACUUGGAAGAGAAGAAGACUAGAUCGGCUAUCUGUAUGCUCUACUGAGAACAUUUGAUCCAGUUAUUAUAUCAAUGCUGUGAGUCUAAAAGUACAGCUUGAGCGAAUUCUAGCAGUUACUCGAAAGAGAAGAAGACUAGAUCGGCUAUCUGUAUGCUCUACUGAGAACAUUUGAUCGAAUUAUUAAAUCAGUGCUCUGAGUCUUGACAGUACAGCUUAAGCGAAGUUUAGCAGUUACUCGGAAGAGAAGAAGACUAGAUCGGCUAUCUGUAUGCUCUACUGAGAACAUUUGAUCCAGUUAUUACAUCAAUGCUCUGAGUCUGACAGUACAGCUUAAGCAAAGUUUAGCAGUUACUUGGAAGAGAAGAAGACUAGAUCGGCUAUCUGUAUGCUCUACUGAGAACAUUUGAUCCAGUUAUUAUAUCAAUGCUGUGAGUCUAAAAGUACAGCUUGAGCGAAUUCUAGCAGUUACUCGAAAGAGAAGAAGACUAGAUCGGCUAUCUGUAUGCUCUACUGAGAACAUUUGAUCGAAUUAUUAAAUCAGUGCUCUGAGUCUUGACAGUACAGCUUAAGCGAAGUUUAGCAGUUACUCGGAAGAGAAGAAGACUAGAUCGGCUAUCUGUAUGCUCUACUGAGAACAUUUGAUCCAGUUAUUACAUCAAUGCUCUGAGUCUGACAGUACAGCUUAAGCAAAGUUUAGCAGUUACUUGGAAGAGAAGAAGACUAGAUCGGCUAUCUGUAUGCUCUACUGAGAACAUUUGAUCCAGUUAUUAUAUCAAUGCUGUGAGUCUAAAAGUACAGCUUGAGCGAAUUCUAGCAGUUACUCGAAAGAGAAGAAGACUAGAUCGGCUAUCUGUAUGCUCUACUGAGAACAUUUGAUCGAAUUAUUAAAUCAGUGCUCUGAGUCUUGACAGUACAGCUUAAGCGAAGUUUAGCAGUUACUCAGAAGAGAAGAAGACUAGAUCGGCUAUCUGUAUGCUCUACUGAGAACAUUUGAUCCAGUUAUUACAUCAGUGCUCUGAGUCUGACAGUACAGCUUAAGCAAAGUUUAGCAGUUACUUGGAAGAGAAGAAGACUAGAUCAGCUAUCUGUAUGCUCUACUGAGAACAUUUGAUCGAAUUAUUAAAUCAGUGCUCUGAGUCUUGACAGUACAGCUUAAGCGAAGUUUAGCAGUUACUCAGAAGAGAAGAAGACUAGAUCGGCUAUCUGUAUGCUCUACUGAGAACAUUUGAUCCAGUUAUUACAUCAGUGCUCUGAGUCUGACAGUACAGCUUAAGCAAAGUUUAGCAGUUACUUGGAAGAGAAGAAGACUAGAUCAGCUAUCUGUAUGCUCUACUGAGAACAUUUGAUCGAAUUAUUAAAUCAGUGCUCUGAGUCUUGACAGUACAGCUUAAGCGAAGUUUAGCAGUUACUCGGAAGAGAAGAAGACUAGAUCGGCUAUCUGUAUGCUCUACUGAGAACAUUUGAUCCAGUUAUUACAUCAAUGCUCUGAGUCUGACAGUACAGCUUAAGCAAAGUUUAGCAGUUACUUGGAAGAGAAGAAGACUAGAUCAGCUAUCUGAAUGCUCUAUUGAGAACAUUUGAUCCAGUUAUUACAUCAGUGCUCUGAGUCUAAAAGUACAGCUUAAGCAUAGUCUAGCAGUUACUCGGAAGAGAAGAAGACUAGGUUGGCUAUCUGUAUGCUCUAUUGAGAACAUUUGAUCCAGUUAUUACAUCAGUGCUCUGAGUCUGACAGUACAGCUUAACCCUCAAUCUCCUGGGGUAUUCUGAUUCUUGUCAUUCCCGGGGGGGGGGGGGGGGGGGCCAUUAUGGCCCCCCCUUAAGAUCUCAGCCGUGGAUAGCGCGAUCACAACGAAAAUUUGCAUGAUGGUAGAGAAUGACGUAAUCUACGCAGUUGCAUUGGUAAAUUUCACUGAAUUCAUAUAUUUUUAUUUUAUAUGAAUUAAUUAUGCUAAUUUAUUCAUGAAAUCAUACUUUUUGCUCUGAUUCACUAAAUAAAGCUCCUAGAAUGCUAUUUUUUUGUGAAAAUAUUCUUUAUAGCAUUCCUAACAAUUGUGAAUGAAAAAAAUUCUGGUACCAAGACCGAUUUCUUAUGUAUUUUAUUGUUUUUUAAAUUUCUUAUGUAUUUCUUUGUUUUUUAAAUUUUUGUUUUUUAUUGUUUUUUCAAUGGAAAUCGUUCCAGACUUAAUUCUAAUCAUAAACUAGGCAAAAUUAAUUAAGUUUGAUCAUUAAAAGUAGAAAUAAUGAUACAUUUAUGAGUUUUGGCCAAAUACACAAUUUGCAUUGGAUUUGUACAUGAAAUCACAUUUAUGAGCAAUUUUGGGUCUGACAUGCACUUACAUAAUGUUGCGUAAUGUCGUAACCGCGUACCCGGGCGUCACAAAUUUGGUCUCAAAAUUUGCGCAAGACUUGAAAGUAAAAAGUCAGUGAGCGGCGAGGUCAAAAAAUUUUGCGCAGCAGAUAUAUCACAAAAAUUGUAGAGGGGGGGCCAUAAUGGCCCCCCCCCCCCCCGGAGAAUUAGGGUUAAGCAAAGUUUAGCAGUUACUCGGAAGAGAAGAAGACUAGGUCGGUUAUCUGUAUGCUCUAUUGAGAACAUUUGAUCCAGUCACUACGUCAAUGCUAUUGUCCUGACAAUAUAACUUCGAAGUCUAAAAGUAAUUCAGAGGGGGAGAAGAGUAGGUCAGCCAUAAUCAUGCUCUACUAAAAACAUUUAAUCCAGUCAUUCUGUUGGACGCAGCAAGAGAAAGGGUCUAACAGCCUAGCAUCAAAGAAAUCCAACAGGAGCUGAAAUGAGAAGAAAUGAAGAUAUGUCAUGUAGCCUUCUCCAUGAAGGUUUUGUGCGAGAAUUCAAUGGUAUUUAUGAAUAUGAAUUCGUCUUCGUCAUUUCUUCAUUCAUUUUGCUGCAGGUCAAACAAUUUAGCAAAGAAAGGUAAGUCAUUUGUGGUGGGCCUUAUGCCAUAUUCCUUUAUCAUUGAAAAGAAAGGGAUCAAAGAAUUGUACUUUUGGGGUUGUAUUUUGUACCAAUAUGCAUGAUUCAUUGGAUGUGUGCAAUGAACUAUGCAUUUAAAUCAUUUCAUUUGAACCGUAUGAGGAAUCUUCUUGAAUGUAAAUCAUACUUGUACGAGAUAGGGAUAUAUAUGAAGAGAUUGCUGCAAUAAUAUUCUAGUAGUGUUCCAUUAUAUUGUGAGUGAAAUAUGCUUGAGAUCCGUCCAAAACUUCUUGAAUAUCUUAAUGCAUGUGUUUGAAAGAAUGCCAAAACGAUGCUUCAUGUUUCGAUGUGCUUAGUACUGCAAUUUUCAUUUUUAUUAUCAAUUUCACUGUCUUUCACAUCUAAAGUUUUGUGCAUUUGUUAUGAAAAUGUUUCUCUUUCUCUUUGUCACAUUCUAUGAUUGCAUAAUGUAUUCAAAUGAUUUUAUGAUAAAGUUUCCAUUUAUACAGGGUGAACAUUCGUACCAGUUCAGUCUUGUACUGCAGGAAGUAUGAUUACAUGUAUAGUGGUUGUGUGUGUAAUAUAAAUGAACAGUGUAUUCUUAGAAAUGAACCAGAGAUACAUGUAUAAUAUGUUGUAAUGUCAUUGAUGCAUGUUUUAUUUAUUUUUAAUCCAUACAUGGUCAUGUAUAAAUGAUGCCAGACACACAUAAAGAAUAAUAAUAAUAUCAUUAUUAUUAUUAUCAUUAUUAAAAAUUUAAAAACACAAUAAUAUCAAGAUACAUUUACAUGUGUUUGUACAUUUGUAAAUAAACAAAUCAAAAAGAAAAUGUCAAUUUCUUUGAUUUUGAGAAAUGUUGUAAAAUAACAGACGUCUACAUUGACAUAUUUAGAAAUGUAUUGUUUUUGGAAUACUACCUUAGCAAUUAAAUAAUCCAGUGAAGAAUUACUUUUGAAUAUGAACAUAUCAAAUCAUUCUAUCUUCUCAAAAUAGAAGAUUGGUAUGAAUAUGUAGGUGGAGUGCCACCCUUGAGUUUUCCACAUCUCUUGUACAACGAAUAGUUUCGUUAUUCUCCUGUACUUGGGACUUGUAUCUGAUAUCAUGUUCAAGGACCUAUGUUAUCUCUGUGAUAUUUCCUACUUACAUGUAACAUGCACCCCUAUAACAACAAAAACAUAGCAAGUGACAAGUGACAUUUUUUCUAAAAGUUCAGAAUGUGUCUUUUGUCUAUACUGAUAUCAUUUAAAUACCUCAUCUUGACCAGCAUAUCUCUUCUCUGGAAGAGUAUCAGUGGAUUAAUUUUUGCCCAGAAGAAAAGCACAUUAAGUAGAAUAUCAAAAAUAUGGAUACUUGUACAUAGUUUAAUUGACUUAAGCUUGUCACUUGUUUCCUUUUGUACUUAAAGGGCAUUAUGAAACAAGACAAAUACAAUGUACGCAGUUUCAGUUGUCUUUCUGGUAAUGAUGAGUCAUACAUACAGAGCAUUUCAUUGUACAAAAAUGUAUCACUGUAUAUAAUAAUUGCAGUGUAAAGAGCUCUGAAAACAAAGUAUUAAGUGCUAUAUAUUUGUAAAUAGAGUUUGAUUGACGUGACACUUGUUUCCUUUUAUCGUUAAAGGGCAUUAUGAAAAAGGGAAAGCACAAUGUAGGCAGUAUCAGUUGUCUUCCUGGUAAUGAUGAGUCAUAUGUACAGUGCAUGUCAUUGUACAUACUAAUGUUUAUUCACAGUAUGUAUGAAUGUAUUGUAGAUUUAUAGAAAUUGAACAAGUGCACUCAUAAAUAUCUCUAUAAUCACAAGUUGGAUUUCAUCACUUGCAUUCUAUAAUGGAUUUUAUUGUGAUAUAAUGUGAUCUUUAAAAACCUUGCAAUCAUUUACCUACCUUGCUUUCAAGUACAUGUAGUUUUCUACUUAAAUAUUUCAUAGAUUUUUUAUUCUCUUAUAUAUUUUGAACAUUUCCUUUCAUGAACUUAAUGGAAAAUAUUUCUUGUGCAAUAGUAGUGAUAAUAUCAAGCUCUGUCAAAAUUAGAUAAGAUUAAGUCUUUUCUUGUAAAUUUUUGCCUUGUAUCUUGGAAAAUAUAUAAUUUAACAGGGAAUAUGUAUAUUUUUAUACAUAUGUCAGAAUGAACAAACAACUACAAAUUUGGCUUUACAAUGAGUCAAAGGCUAAAAUCUUCUUGAAAUUGUAAAUUCUUGUAAAUCUCAUGUAUUAUAAUAAUACAUGUACAUGUAAUUAUGAAAAUGAAAAGGACAGGGGUGCAGUACAAAGCAGCCACAAAUGCAGUAAAAGAUAAUUUCUGUAAUGCAGUUGUGUUUUAAUGUUGAAAAAUUACAAAGAUGCAAAGGAAAGGGUCACACUCAAACAUGACACUUUGUACAUAAUCAGUUCUAAAGCUAAUUAUUUUACAUGUACAAGAUAUUUUAUUUUGUCUUCAUAAACAUGAUUACAAAGAUUUUUUUUCCCACUGGUAUAAUUAUAGUAAUAUAACAUGCAUGAACAAAACAAAACAAAGAAACAAAUUACUCAGGUAUGAAUAUAUCAUGCAGAUAUAACAAAUCAUCUAAACAAAAUUGAGUCCAGAAUACUUAAUUAUUAUUCAAAUCAUUAUUGAAGACACAUCUUUGUUGGGAAGCAAUUAAGUACAUCAUCAUUUUAAGUGUUUAGUGUAAGCAAAGUGCAGUAGAAAUAUACAGUGGCUUUGCUAUACAAAUUCAUCAUCAUCUUUGUCACAACACAUUUUUAUUGAUGCUUAGAAUUAAUCAAUCAGGAUUAUAAUCUGUAUAUAUGUAGACAUAGAUAACAGACAAAUUGAUAUUUGUAGUUAUUUAUCAUGUAUUUUCUUAUUUCAAUAUACUAUGAUAUUGUGUGAACAAUUGUAUUUGUAUUCAAAAUAUUCAUUUGUGGUUUUGACUGAAUAAAAAACAAUGAUUGGUGUAGGUGUUUGAUGUCAUAUUACAUUCCAUUCUUUUAUUUAUAAAUCAUCAAUUUAAUCCUAGUGUUAUCACAUCAUCAUAUUGAAUAUCAAUUGAGAAUAAUAAAUUGACUAGAUGAUUAAUGACUUUCAUGGUUUCAUUGUGGGUUCUGUGACAUUUGCUUUUAUGACAAUACCUCCCAUUGAUAAUUCACACAUUAAGCCAAACAUUAACCUACUUGACCUUAACCUUAAUCCCAAUCCUCACAUAAUUCUAAACUGCAAACCCUAUAACAACCCUCACCUAAUAUCUCCAGAGAUAUUAGAGGAGGAGCAAGAGUCAGAAGAUCAAAUGAUGUGUUACCUUCAUUGUGAUAUUGUAAACCAAAUCUAUUCUAAUAUUUUGUGAAAUGAAUUAAAUUCAGAAGUGAAAUUGA
Messenger RNA from Lytechinus pictus (painted urchin), 11585 nucleotides. Its product is annotated as NACHT domain- and WD repeat-containing protein 1-like. The record is from RefSeq and is a predicted model, not a curated record. Bases 115 to 5241 code for a protein of 1708 amino acids. The transcript is spliced from 14 exons. Gene Ontology annotation, molecular function: protein binding. NCBI's taxonomy places the organism in Eukaryota, Metazoa, Echinodermata, Echinoidea, Temnopleuroida, Toxopneustidae.